Molecule: messenger RNA, 1281 nt
Organism: Diprion similis
Lineage: Eukaryota; Metazoa; Arthropoda; Insecta; Hymenoptera; Diprionidae
Exons: 5
Coding region: 131-1186 (351 amino acids)
Molecular function (GO): oxidoreductase activity
Source: RefSeq, a predicted model, not a curated record
UGAAAACUGUACUAACGUAAUCGUAGAAUAUUAAUUCUUGGCCAGUCUUCAGAUGGUUUUUAAACUCUUCGCGAUUCUCGGCACCUUAAAAGUUCUGAAAAAGAGGAAAGUGUAAAACGCCAACAUCGCCAUGUUCAGGGAGAAACAGGACCCCGAGAAUACAGAAAAGAUAGUCGAGGAGCGUUUCCGGUUGCUUGUUGAAGUCGGAUCGAAGACAAUGGCGGACUCUGAAUUACCGGAAAUGAAUCUACCAGCCUACUACGAUGCGGAUAAAUUCCGGCUGGGCCAGAACGUUUUUUACAACAACGUGUUCACGAUGAUGAUCGCAAAACUUUCCGGUCUUCUAUUGGUACUAUCCAUCCCAUCAAUCCUCGAUAUUCUCAUAUUCACAAAACAGAGCGGAACACCAUGCACAGCCUUUCGGCGAUAUGUUUCAACGAUUCUUCACACUUUCAUAUGGUACGAACGGGAACCGGAAAAGCAAAAGGAGUUCUUCGCCUCCUUGAAAAACGUGAGGAGGAAACACUGCAUCGCUUCCAAGCGAGCAUCCGAAGUCGGUAUAAAUCGGAUUUCCCAGCUCGACAUGGCCGUUACUCAAUUCGGGUUCAUCGGAUUCACUCUUCUCUGUGGCGACGAACUCGGCGUCGCGGCGUCUCGGGAAGACGUCGAGGGGCUUAUUCACCUCUGGCGAGUCAUCGGAAGCAUGCUGGGGAUCGAGGAGAGGUUCAACAUCUGCACGGGAUCGGUGGAAGAGACGAAGGCUCUUUGCGCUCGGAUUCUCGACGAAAUAUUUCUUCCCUGUAUCGUCGCGAAGAAACCUGAGUUUCAGGAAAUGCGGCAAAUUCUUCUCGAGGGUGUUUGGCCCAUAAGCCCGCAGAUUGAUCCCGACGCUUUUACCGCCAUUACUUAUCGGCUCGCGAUGUCCGCCACUUCCAACAACAAUCAUUCCCUCGAAGUGGAUACUUCGUCAAUGUCGUUGUACAGCAGAUUGUUGCUCGGCUUUCAAACCUGGGUGCACAAAAAUCUCCUGCAAACGUCUUUAUGGUGGUCGCCGAUAUUUCGAGGACUUCUUAACGCGCAGAUGAGACUUGCGAUAUUUCUUACCGAGCAUUGGCCUUUUCUUGCCUACCUUGUAUUCGGGAAGCAGCGAUGUCAAGUCAAUAUUUAUAAAAUGCAAAUGGAUUGACCAAGCUAACCGUAGUGUAAGGAGUACCUGGUAGAAAUUCUUACUCUGGAAAUCUGUAUAUAUACACGAUAUAUAUACAUGAAUUUUCGUCCGAA